UGGUGGAUAUUUACGGUCUCAUCCUUUGCGUCAACCCUUUGAAGAUGAAGAAAUUGCAGCAGUCAUGGAGGCAGCACAGGGGGUUGAAGUGGAAGCUCGAAAUAUGUUUGUUAUUGUCGUUUCUCCUUCUCCUUUUUUUCCUUGUGUCCAGCUGUUCCUCUGUGUUGUGAGUUGGGCAGGUGCCUAGCCCAUGACAACGAUAAAAAAAAAAAAAAAAUCAGUGGCGCCUAACUGCCAUUCAAACCUUACGAGUAACUACCAUUCUUCUUCUUCUUCUGACUAAAACUAACUGAGUCGGAAGCAGAAGAACCACAAUGCACUCUCCCUUUCUCACUGCAACGCAUCUGCCAUGCUCAAAGGCAAGCUCAAGCUUCCACGUCCACUUCCAAUUCCCGACCAGCUUGGCAGCUUGAUUGCUGGAGGAUCAGAAUCCGAAGAGUUCGAGUUUGGCGAAGAGCUGGAACCGAUUCAUCCAGCCGCAUUACGGUUGCACAGAGAGAGUGAUGAUGCUGAGGAAGCUAUAGAUAACGAUGAUGAAGGUGGUGGUGGUGGUAAUGGCAUGGACCAUAAAACCCGGCAGAGGCUGAGUAAGGACACCAUUAAUCGGGUUUCGGUUUUGAAGUCCACUUCAGAGGAAGAGAAAAGAUCUGAUUUAGAACAUGAGCUUUCUCAAAGGGAGAUUAAUUUGGAGAAGUUGCAAAGAAUUGCUAGCACUGGUAUUCCUGAUGGAGGAGGUUUGCGUGCAACAGCGUGGAAGCUUCUCUUGGGUUACUUACCUUCAUCUCAGGACCUGUGGGAGAAGGAAUUGAAAGAGAAUAUACAAAAGUAUUCUAAUCUGAAAGAGGAACUUCUCCUGAAUCCAUCAGAACAUAUCUGGAGGGAAGGCAAAGAAUUAAGUUCCGCGAACCAGCACAAGGAAGGUGACAGUGAUGGCCUGUUACGGCGACAUGAAAUUUCUCAGGAAGAUCACCCUUUGAGCCUGGGCAAGGCUAGUCUUUGGAGUCGGUAUUUUAAGUACACAGAGACAAUAGAACAGAUUAAUAGAGAUCUGCAGAGGACACAUCCAGAUAUACCAUUCUUUUCGGGGGAGUCAUCAUUUAGUCUUAAAAAUAGGGAAGCAAUGAAGAAUAUCCUUCUCCUGUUUGCAAAACUAAAUCCUGUAAUUUGUUAUGUGCAAGGCAUGAACGAAGUCUUGGCACCAAUAUACUAUGUAUUUACUAUUGACACUCACAAGCAAAAUGCUGUGAGUGCAGAAGCAGAUAGUUUUUUUUGUUUUGUUCGAGUCUUAGGGGACUCAGUGGAUCAUUUCUGUCAGCAAUUGGAUAAUAGUUCAAGUGGCAUCCUUUCUACUCUUUCUCGUUUGUCAGAUUUACUGAAAGUAAAUGAUGAGCAAUUGUGGCAUCAUCUUGAGUUUACAACAAAGGUUAAACCACAAUUCUAUGCAUUCCGAUGGAUUACACUGCUACUCACACAAGAGUUCAAAUUUGAGUCUAUCCUGAGAAUAUGGGAUACACUUCUGAGUAAUCCUUUUGGUGUUCAGGAUAUGCUUCUUCGUGUCUGUUGUGCAAUGCUACUUUGCGUGAAAAGCAAACUCUUGGGUGGGGAUUUUGUGGCUAAUUUGAAGCUUUUACAACACUAUCCUGAGGAUAUCAACUUAGAAUACCUUCUCCAGAUAAUAUUUGCUCCGAAAAUUAUCUAAAACGAAUGAUUCGGGCCUGAACGUGAGAUUAAGACUCUUUCUGCUGUUGUGUCUGAUGUCUUCCUUGGAGUAAUGAAGCCGUCUAACGUCUUUAAGUGAGGAUGGGGAGAUGGUACUUGAAAGGAACUCUAAUGCCUAUGUCUGUAAAAGUUUAAUGUAAGCUUUGAGUUAUGAGUUGAGAAAUACCUCCUGAGGGGUAUUUAUAGUUGGAAUGGUGGCUUAGUGUUCACUCUUGUAAUCUCAACUUUUUUUGGUGGGUAGUUAUCUUCUCUUUUUGUCUUGGAGUUGUUAGGAUCUCGUAUUUAAAUAUAUGAGCAUUUUAGUAGGAUCAGUUAAGAUUCUGUAUGUUAAGUCAGACUAAUGAGAUUGGACAUAUUGAUGAGGUGAGUUUGGAUUCUGUAGAGUAGGCUUUAGUCAUUUUAGACCCAGUUUUGAGUUGUGGGUUAAGGUAUGAAUAGCGUCCCUGCUCGAGACCGAAUUCUUGUAAGUCUGGCUCGAGCAUUCAACCAAGUCAUUCUUGAAUCUUACUAUUGUCGCUCGCACAAGUUGGCUUUUCGAUGUGCUCUGUAGGCCCAAGUCGGCCGACUCGACAUGAUUUUGAAAUAAUGUGAUGUUACACUUCUUCGUAACUGUUUGUGCGCUUUUUAGUUGCUUUGUUAAUUGUGUCCAUCAUUCAAAUAAGAGUGAGAUG
Arachis stenosperma is the source of this 2390-nucleotide messenger RNA. RefSeq lists its product as uncharacterized. The coding region runs from base 350 to 1699 and encodes 449 amino acids. NCBI's taxonomy places the organism in Eukaryota, Viridiplantae, Streptophyta, Magnoliopsida, Fabales, Fabaceae. Gene Ontology annotation, molecular function: GTPase activator activity. The transcript is spliced from 10 exons. The record is from RefSeq and is a predicted model, not a curated record. Gene Ontology annotation, biological process: activation of GTPase activity; intracellular protein transport.